GAUGCAUGACAACAAGCAAGCGUGAGCUAUCUUCCUCACACCGUCAGAUAUUGCGUCCUUUGAAUUACUUCACAGAGAACAGUUACUCUAAACUCUGUGGUUAUUGAAUACCCCUACAAUAGUUUAUGUUCCUGAUAAGAUGAACAUUUUCAGAAUAUCAUGGUUCAUAAGGUGUAGAAUCUCAAACCGCGGUCGCAGAACUGAAAGCUAGAGGAAGAUAAAACAUGGAAAAGGGUGUCAAGUUUUUACAGGUGGACUUCAAGGAUAGCAGUAAAUAAUUGCUCGUAUUAAAUACAACUGGUUGGUUAGACUGAAGAAGAAAAGAUAUAGCUAUGACCAUGAAUAGGAGUCAGUCUUGGAAAAAGAUUCCUUCUGGUGAGGCUGAGUUCAAGGAAGAUAAACGUGCUACUUCACAUCCCAACCUCAGCCAUAGCGCUUCUCUAAGUACUGCAGAACUAAGAGCACCACGGUACAGUACUGAGGACUUGAGAAGGAAAAUAGUCAGUUUGAAUAAGGAGCUAGAGGCUGAGAAAGCUUUCGUAAAGCAGUUAAGGAGAGAAAAAUCAAUAGAUUUGAAACACGCUCGAGAAGAAGAGCAAAGACGAGCAGCCAACAUGCAAACUGAACUGAAGUCUAAACUUCACAAGGAGAAGACUAAUGAACUAACCGCUCUUAGAGAACAGAUACACAAAGAUAAGGAAAAAGAAAUCUUACAAAUCAUUAAACAGAAGGAUGAUGAACUAAGGACGGCACAGCAGAGUUGGGGGAAAGAAAAAGAUGAAUUGCGCGGUAAACUACGUGGUGAAAUAUGGAGUGAAGCCAGGGAGGAAUCGAGAAAGGAGUUUGAUCGCGAGAGGACGAGACUUGAGCAAGAAAUCUUGGAUUUAAGAAUGCAGAAAAAAGAGCUUGAAGAAGCUAAUAAAACCCUGCAAGAAUCUGAUAAACGAAAAGCUGAUGAAAUACGGAGGAUAUUCCAUGAACAUGAGAUAGAAUUAGAGAAAUUCAAGCGCAAUUCUUGGCAAGAAAGUAGACGACAAAUGGGUGAGAUGCGACAACUUCUUAACAUCAUAGAACAGUUGGAGCGCAAGCUUGGUAUAGAUUCUGGACACAUCAACAAGUUACGAAUGGAAAAAGAAGGCUUGUAUGAGGAAUUAAGGAAGAAAACUAAUACUUUUGAUGCUUGGGAUAAUAGUAUGUCAUCGUCGAUUAAACCUGACAGUAGUACUAGUGGACCUACCAUACCCUCUCCUAACACUGACCCAAAGUAUCAUGGUGUCAACCAAGAGAUACGAACACUACAAAGAAAGAAUACAGAGCUGAGCUCUUUGGUUAAGAAACUAGAUGAGAAAAACCAGCAACUGGCAACAAAAAAUGCCGAAUUACUAUCAGAGCUUGAGAGAAGCAACAAAGAUGCAAAAGACCAAAAUAAGAAAUUGGAAAAGAAGAACUUGGAAAUAACACAGAACAGCAAGAAGCUGGAAAGCAAGAACAAGGCUCUACAGGACGAGAUCAAUGCUCUAAAAAGAAAACCUGGUUCUACUAGUAGUGGCAAGGAUGUUGGCAGUAAAAAGGCAGUUCGCCCACGUGGUCAAGAUGCAUCACAGACUGAUGGUCCAGAGAUUGCAACACUCAAGCAGCAAAUUAAAGAACAAAGUAAAACUAUUGAGGAACUCAAACAAAACUUAAUGGAAAAAGAAAGGAGAAUAGAUCUACUGAAGCAAAGAAAGAAAAGUGGGAAAAAGCUAAAACUGGGCCGUACCUCUGUGGAUGCUGUGUUACAACAUGAACAUGAUGAUGCUGCAUCAGGAGUUUCUGAUGUCAGUAGUGACGUCUCUGAAAUGUCAUCAACUGAUUCUGGUUCAGAUGCCAGCAAGCUAAAGAAACUAACCAAAGAACUUCUAGCAUUAGAAAGAGCUUAUGCAUUAUUACAAGCACAAGUUGGUGGUACUGUUGACGUAGAACGCGACGAGCUGGAGCGUCAACAGCUGCAGUCUGACCUGAUAGAAAGCCAAACCAGGAUACAUGAACUGGAAAGAAUGAUGGAUAACAAUGCGCAGGGUGGUGUUGAAGAUCUGCAACAGCUACAAUAUGACAACAAGAUUCUUUAUCAAAAGCUUAUUGCUGCAGAGAAUGAAAGAGACAGAGCACUGAAUGACCUAACUAAGAACACUGAGCAUUUGAUAGAUCUUCAAGACAAGAAAGACCUCCUAGAGUUUGAACUAGAGGAGAUGUCUCAGAUGUCUUUUGCUGGUUCAGAAGAUGAGUUUGCUAGUCCACGAAAGAUGAGAGAUAAGGAGGACAGGAAACUGCCAUUGUCUCUUGAAGAAGUGAAAGCUUAUUUAGAAGAAAUGGAGAAUGAGAAGGCUAAUGUUCUCAAUGUCAUGGAGAUAGAAGCUUUGAAACAAGCAAGAAUUAGUCUUACUGCUCUUCCACAGAAAAUCAGCCAUUUAGAAGCGACUGAAGCAGUUCUUAGGUCAAAAGUCAAAGAUCUAGAGGAAAGGAACUUACUAGACAGUCAAGGACCAACAAUGUUCAGACAGUAUGACUCCCACAUGGGGGAGCCAGAGACCCUUAGUGAAGCAUUAGAGCUGGAUGCAGCCAAUAAGGAUCAAAUUGACAGUACUAAAAGCAACACUGACUUUACGUUACUUGACAUUGACAAACACUUCAAAGAAAAGCAAAUGAUAGACAAGGAAUGCGUGACGGAAUUGACUUGCACUCUGCUGUGUGACAUGGAGCGCAUUUAUGAAAAAUUCUUGCUUGACGACAAACAAGAGACUAAAAAUCUUUGCCAAACCCCAAUUAUUACUUUUGAUACAGACAAGAGUGAUGCGGAGUGCAUGACUGAUUUUAUCUGGGAAGAUAUUGUUGAAAUUGAAGAAACAUACCAAGAAUUUCUAACAAAUAUUGAAGGCCUAGAGUUAAAUCUAGCAAAAGCUGGAGUCAAAAUGCUGGAUAAAAGAACCACAACCGACCUGAACUGUGAUGAUAUCAUUGCCUUAGAGAACAAGGGAAAACAGCUGGAGCACCUGCAAGAAACUUUGUCGCGAGAUAAGAAUGUCGAAAAACACGAGCAAGAUAGCAACACUGAUGUCAUGCAGUGUUUUGACAAGGAAAGCAGUACUGAGGUUAUUGAGAAACAUGAGAUUGAAUGUAACACAGAUUUGACUUGCCAUGAUAUGUUAAAAGAACAGGAGAACAGUAGAGCAUUAAUGAUGAAGGUGGAGCAACUGCAAAGUGAACUUUCUAGGAGAGUUUGUAAGAAGAACGAUGUGGAAAUAAUGACAGAUGUCGCAUGGAAAGAUGUGGUAAAGCAGGAAGAACUGUACAAAGAACAGAUCGAGGAAUUACAAGACCUUUUGGUUAUGGAGCAAGAAUUGAGAGAGGCUGACGAGAUGAAACUGAUAGAAUACGAGAUUCUAAAAGAAGCAAAUGCGGCUAAAAAGACUGUAGAAAUAAGUGUCAUGACGGACGAUGUCUGGAUUGAAAAUCCAGCAGAACGAUUAGAAAGGAUGGUUCAAGAUCUUGUUGUAACGACUAAGAGUGAUGCUGUUUGUGAAACAGCAGAUGAAACUAUUGACGAGUUACAGCAUUUUCUGUUUGAAAGGUUGUCAAUUUGUCAGACCGACCAGCAGAUAGGAACAGACGUUACUGGCGAAUAUAUACAAACCCUUCAAACAAGCAAUAUAACUAUUACUUCUGAACUAAUGAGAUUGAGAGAAGUUGUGGAAGAACGAGAAAAAAGACUUGAAAAACUGCAGGAUGAGUUGACAAACACUCUAGUCGGGAAGGAUGAGUUGGAGACAAUGACUGAUCUUAUGAGGGGAGAAUUUGCAGAAAAAGAAGAGAUGUAUCGAAGCCAGAUAGAUGAACUUCAUGAAAGGUUGAGCAUGGAACAAGAAAUAAGACAAGCAGACGAGAUAAAACUCUUGGAAUGCGAAGCUUUAACUGAAAAAGCAAAUAUGGCCCUACUGAAUGAGGACAAGAGCAGCAUGACAGAGAUGGUAUGGAUUGAAGACACGACUAAAGUCUUGGAAAGGACUGCACGAGAAAUUGUUCGUAAGUCCAUGAACAAAGCCAUGGUUGAAGUAGCAAAUGACAUCAUCUAUGGUUUACAGAACAGACUAGUAGUAGCUAAGAGUGAUAAGGAAUCGAUGACAGUUCAAGACACUGCUGAUGACUCUGAUAAAGUUUUGGAAAGGACUGCACGAGAAAUUGUCGAGAAGGCGAUAAACAAAGCCUUAAUGGAAGUAGCAAAUGAUAUCAUCUAUGGUUUACAGAACAGACUAGUAGUAGCUAAGAGUGAUAAGGAAUCGAUGACAGUUCAAGACACUGCUGAGGACACUGAUAAAGUUUUGGAAAGGACUGCACGAGAAAUUGUCGAGAAGGCGAUGAACAAAGCCUUAAUGGAAGUAGCAAAUGAUAUCAUCUGUGAUUUACAGAACAGACCAGUAUUAGCUAAAACUGACCAGGAAACAAUAACAGACAUCUUAGACGAGGAUCUUCAGAACAUUGAGAAGGAUAAUGAGACUAACAUUCUGCAAUUGGCAAAGAUGAGAGACGUUAUUGGACAAAACAAGCUAAUAGUAGGAGAAUUGGAAAACGAGUUAUCUAAUUUGUUUAGCGAGAAGAAAGAGCUGGAAAUUAUGAUCGAGAUGAUUAGAAUAGAUGUUACCAAGAGAGAUCGGCUACAUGAUGAACAAGUUGAAAAACUGCAACAGCAAAUACUAUUUGAACAAGACACGAGAGAAGCGGACAAGAUGAAGCUGACGGAGUACGAGGUUUUACAAGACAAAAUGGAUAAGAUGUGUGAAGACAAAAUUGUCAUGACAGAAAAUAUCUUCAUCGUGGAUCCUGUAGAGAUGUUGGAAAGAAUGGCACAACAGAUGGUUAAAAAGGCCAAGAUUGAAGCUAUCGCUGAAAUUGCAUGUGAAGAUCUUGAAGAUAUCAUUCAAAAUAGCAUCCAGAAGAUGCAAAAGUUGAACGAGUUGGAAAUCGAGUUGUCAAAGAGUGUAAUAGAGAGACAUGAGCUGCAGGCCAAGACCGACGAUUUGAGGGAAGUGUUUUUAACAAGAGAGCGGGUGUACAAAAAUCAGAUUGAGGAGUUGACGCAACAGUUAAUCGUGGAUCGAGAAACGAGAGAGGAGAUGCAAGAGAGGCUUGCUAAAGUAGAUGUUGAGAAAGGCGAAGUGGAAAUCAUGACAGACCUCGUCUGGGAAGACGUGUGCAACCAGGAACAGUUGUACAAGGAACAGAUUAAAGAACUGCAGGAACAAUUGCUUCUGGAACAAGUGAUGAGAGAAGCUGACAAGAUUAAACUCUUGGAAUACGAAGCAUUAAGAGAAUCAAAUUUGGAUAUAGCAGGUGAGGAUAAAAGUGUCAUGGCAGACAAGGUAUGCGUCAACAAUCCUGCAGAAAAUUUAGAUAUCUUUGUACAAGAGAUGGUGAAGAAUGCUACGAAUAAAGCUCUUGUUGAAGUAGCAGAUGAAGAGCUCCAGUACAUAAUGGAGAAUGAAAUCUCAAGGCAAUCGAGAUUCAUAGAGAAUGAACAAAAACUAGACGAUAUGGAAGAGAAGUUAUCAAAAAGUCAAAAUGACCUGCAGAUAAUGGCAGAACGCCUGGAGGAAGAUGUGUCCAUAAGAGAACAACAAGAGCAGUGUUACAAGGACCAAAUCAAUAUGUUGCAAGAGCAAUUGAUUAUGCUACAAGAUUUGAGGGAGUCUGAAAAGAUAAAGUUUAUUGAAUCCGAAGCCUUAAGACAAACAGAAAGAGAUGUGCUAAAAGAGAAAAAGAUUGUCAUGACAGACAAGAGUGGGAUUAAGGAAGCUGCAGACGCGUUGGAGAUGGUGACACAGGAACUUGUUGAGAAGUCUAAGAAUGCAGCCUUGAACGAGGUUUUGAUGGAAGCAGUUACCGAGUUAACAAAGAAGCUGGCUGUUCCUCUAAUUGAUGAGCCUACAUUGACAGACAUGACCUACAAAGAUAUUGAAAACCUUGAAAACGACUAUAGGGAUGUUGUGAUAGAAAUGAUAAAGAUGAAAGAUGCUGUUGAACUGAAAGAACAAACGAUACAAGAACUAGAGGAUGGUAUGAGUAGAUUUUUAUUCGCGAAGGCAGACGUUUGUGUGAUGACCGAGUUGAGUGGUGAAGACAUUGAUGUUCUAGAAAAUCGAUCAAUGAGAGAACAAGUUGAGUGUUCAGUAAAAUGUGACAAAGAUAUUAUGACUGACAUGUCUUGGGUUGAAGUAACACAAGUAGAAGAAAAGUAUGAAGAAUUCCGUGAAAAUAUCCAAGAAAUACAAGAAAAACUUGCUAAAGUAGACGUUGAGAAAGAUGAGGUAGAAAUCAUGACAGACCUUGUCUGGGAAGACUUGUACGACAAGGAACAGAUGUACAAGGAACAGAUUGAAGAACUGCAGGAACAACUGAUUAUGGAGCGAGAAACGAGAGAGGAAUUACAAGAGAAGCUUGCUAAAGUAGAGGUUGAGAAAUGCGAAGUGGAAAUCAUGACAGACCUUGUCUGGGGAGACUUGUCUAACCAGGAACAAAUGUACAAGGAACAGAUUGAAGAACUGCAGGAACAACUGAUUAUGGAGCGAGAAACGAGAGAAGAGCUACAAGAGAAGCUUGCUAAAGUAGACGUUGGUAAAGAUGAGGUAGAAAUCAUGGCAGACCUUGUCUGGGAAGACUUGUGCAACAAGGAGCAGAUGUACAAGGAACAGAUUGAAGAAAUACAGAAACAGAUUGAAGAAAUGCAGAAACAAUUGAUUAUGGAGCGAGAAACGAGAGAAGAGCUACAAGAGAAGCUUGCUAACGAGAACAUUGAGAAAGAUGAGGUAGAAAUCAUGACAGACCUUGUCUGGGAAGACUUGUACAACCAAGAACAACUUUACAAGGAACAGAUUGAAGAACUGCAGGAACAAUUGAUUUUGGAACAAGUGAUGAGAGAAGCUGACAAGAUGAAACUCUUGGAAUACGAAGCAUUAAGAGAAUCAAGUGUGGCCAUACCAGGCGAGGAUAAAAGUGUCAUGACAGACAAGGUAUGGGUUAAGGAAGAAGUCUUACAAUCGGCUGCAGUGGAACUUGUGGAGAAAGCUAAAAAUGAGGCGAUUGUUGAAUUARCAGCUGAAACAGCUGUCCUCGAAGUGGCAAAAGAAGACAAAGAAAAUAURACGGAAUUCUCGUGGAAAGAAAUCGAAUAUCUCGAGAAAACCUAUCGUGAGUGGGUCGAGGAAUUGCGUCAAAUGAAAGAGGACUUACGACAACAACAGCUGGAAAGAAAAGACAAAAGUUGUAUGACGGAAUUACAAACAAGUUCAAUGGAUGCUGAAACGAUGACAGACCUUGAAUGGAGCGAGAUCAUCCAUCUUGAAAACUCUUACAACAGACUGAUACUUGAGCUGCAAGCAUUAAAGGAUGUCAAGGCAAAUGAGGGUAUGAGUGAAGAGAAAACCACGAUGACCGAACUAAAGUGGGAGGACAUAGUAUACCUCGAAACAUCUUACACUGAAAAACUAGUAGAACUUGAAGUAAUCGCUGAGGGAAUAAGAAACGUUGAGUAUGGUGGGUCUAGAGCUGGUGUUGAUAAACAAGCUAUGACAGACCUGACUUGGCAAGACGUUGAGCACCUUGAGAUUUCGUACAAGGAAGAACUUGAGAAACUUGAAGUUCUUGCAAAAUCUUUUAAUGAAACUGAGAAAGAAGCUAUGGAUGAAGAAGUCAUGACAGAAUUGAAGUGGGAUGAAGUGGAAUGUCAGCUAGAAUCGUACAAAAAUCAGAUUGACCUUUUGAAUGGCUUAAUAGCGGAUAACAGAUACCCUGGUGAGAGUUUAUUAACUGAAACCAUGGUUAGUGGAUUAGAGGGCGAAAGUAUGGGUCAGAUACCAUGGUCAAUGGAUAUCGAAACCCUGGAAGACAUUGUGGACCUACAAGAUGAGGAGGAAAGCCUGGAUAUUGACAAUGAAAGGAUGAGGGACACAGAGAGCAUGACGGAUAUGGUAACCAUGGAAACCAGACUAAACAUCUUGGUAGAGCAAAGGAAAGACAAAGAAUGUAUGACUGAAAUGUCCCAUGAAGAUAUCUCUACCAUGGAAGAUGUUGCAAUGAAACUAACUGAACAACAAGACAAAAGUUGUAUGACAGAUUUACUGUUUGACAAUAUCGUAUCUCAAUUAGAACGGUUACGAAAACUAGAAGAACAACUAACUACAGACAACACAGGUAACGAACACAUGACCGCUAAUAUUAGUAGCUGUGACCUUAAACGGGGACAAGACAAAAAAGGACUCGAGCAAGGACAAUAUAACAGAAAAACAGAUGAUGAUGAUGAAGGACAGAAUGCGGACAACACGCUGGAGUCUACCGAACAACCGCGAACCUCGACAAGCUUGAUGGAGUUCCCCUUUAGUGAAGGUCUUGAUGACAGCUUAAGACGAGAGGGUUCAUCGCUGAGUCAAAAUGCUGAUCUUAUUGACCAGUACACCAGCACAGAUAUAACCCUGGAUGAUAUCUCGUACUUUGAAAACCUUGAAGUUAAACACCAUGAAUUGUUGCUGAAGACAAAACAGCAAGAAACAAGGCCUUCAGUGGAUGAGUCUUCAGUUGCCUGGUCUUCAUUGGAUGGUUCUUCAUUGGAUGGGUCUUCAAGCAUGAUUUUAGACAAGAAUGGCAGACCUAUAGGGCUGGGCAAAACAGAUCAAGAAACAAGCACUGACUUAACUCUAGAAGAUCUGAUUAACUUAGAGAAUCUCGAGGUAGAACAUUAUGAGAUGAUGUUAGAGAAGAAGAACAAAAACCAACAGGAAGAAGCAGCAGGCAUCUUUUCUAGAGAUUCAUCAAGUACUGAAGAAGAUAGAACAACUGUUGAUGCCAGAGAAUUUAAGAACUUGAAAAAUAAAUAUGAACAACUUUUAGAGGAGAAAAAGGGUUGGGAAGCUGAAGGAUUAGCACCAGGAAUGUCUACGAUCGAUGUUAGGGAAUAUGAGGAUUUAAAUAACAAAUAUAAUGAACUUCUUUUGGAGAAAGAGCAAUGGGAAGCUGUGCAGAAUGAACAGCGGCUGACUUCUGUGGAUCAAGAAAAUUAUGAGAAUAUAAAAGAACAGUUAAAUGAGCUUCUGAUGGAGAAAGAGCAAUGGGAAGCUGUGCAGAAUGAACAAAGACUGACGUCCGUGGAUCAAGAAGAUUAUGAGAAUAUGAAAGAACAAUUAAAUGAGCUUCUGUUGGAGAAAAGGCAAUGGGAAGCUGUGCAGUCUGAUCGAGAAGACCAUGAGAAUUUGAAAGAAAAAUAUAAAGAAUUGUUAUCAGAGAAAGAGCAGUGGGAAGUUGCGCAAGCUGAAAAGAGACUUACUUCAGUGGAUCAAGAAGAUCAUGAGAAUAUGAAAGAACAAUUAAAUGAGCUUCUGUUGGAGAAAGAGAAAUAUGAAGCUGCGCAAUCUAAAAUGCGACUAGGACCAGAUGAUCAAAAAUAUUAUGAGAAUUUGAAAGAAAAAUAUAGCGAAUUGUUAUCAGAAAAAGAACAUUUGGAAACUGCUCAGUUACAUGGCUCGUUGGACUUGUACGGCAGACAGAAGGCUAAAAGCGAGCUGGGAACAUCCACUGAUCUCACGUUAGAUGACUUAGAAUACUAUGAGAAUUUAGAACUAGAUUAUCGUGAGCUCCAAGAAAGUCACCAGCAGUUGUCUGAACAAUAUGAUGCCAUGAACAGGGAUAAGAACAGUACUAACAAAGCGACAGAGACAGAGAUGAGCCUUGAUGAUAUACAAUCCUUACAGGAUGCUGACAACGAGUACAAGAACCUUCUUCUUACACAACAGGAGGCUCUGUCUCCUGACGAAGGAGUCUCUACAGCCGUCAGUAUGGACCGCCUACAGUACCUAGAAGAGGUUGAGUCAAUUCACAAAAAGUGUGGCUCGAGGAAGAGUGUUCCUGUAGGUACCACGACUGAUUUGAUGCUUGCAGACCUGCACUACAUGGAGGAAGUAGAAGCAGUUCACCAGCAGUGUAUGACAACAGUGGAUAACGAUAUCUCUAGUAGUAGAACAGACACUAGUGAUAUGGGUGUAGGUACUGAGUUAACAGCUCCUGUAUUAGAAUACCUGGAAGAGGUGGCCGUCGCUCAUAAAGAGAUCGUACGAGAGUACGAAGCAUUUAGACAAUCUGUUACAAAGGAGACGGAAGAUGUUAACUUGAUGACUGAAGUCACGGGAAGACAUCUUGACAACCUUGACGAAAUGGCAGCUAAGGGUGAGGAGCUUGAGGAGAUAGUAUCACAGUUGACAGAAGAAAAGAGAAUAAAGAAAGAGAAAAGGCGUGAUUGCGCGCUAAUGACGGAGUUGUCAUUAGAAAACUUAAAAAAUCUCGAGAAGUCGGGUAAUAUUUAUACGGAGUUAAAAGAUCGAGGUAUUUUAUCGCGACUCGAACAACUACAGAAACCUAAACGAAAAUACAGCACGGUAACAGACUUGGUAGUCUCGAGUAUAGAAUAUCUUGAAGAUAUUGAACGGUGGUACAGAGAACAAGAAAGAAUAAGAAACAGUAUGAUAGAAAAGUCAGUAGAAACAGACAUGACACGAUCUGAUCUGAAACGUAUUGAAAACCUUGCAAAUAAUGCUGCAGACACAAAGAAGAGAAUAUCAGAGAAAGUAACAGCACAAACCAGUCAAGAUCUACUUGAAUCGUCAUAUCCUCUGAAAAAUAGAGACAUCAAUGGUCGUCAUGGUGAUACUGGUCGUCAUGGUGAUAGAGGUUGUGAUGGAGACGCAAGGGGUGUUGAUACUGUUGAGAUCGGUAUUCAGUGUGAUUUGAAGGAUCUGUUAUCUCUUAUUCGCGAGCAACACGAGCAAAAUGGUGGCUCUGUCGAUACCAAGUGGUUUAUUUCAGAAUUUAACAAAGCGAGUAAAGAGGGAUUCGAGCCAGUAAAAGUUGUUCUAAGACACGGCGCACGGAAUUCGUCCACCCCUGACGUGACAAGCCGCCGUGACCAAGGCAACAAGAGAUAUUCACUGGAUAGUAAAAGGCAUAGUAGUAAUAUGUCGUUGAAUCUUGAUUACGGGUGGCAGUCUACGUCUAGCUUGGAUAUUAGUGGAUUAGACAGGACACCCUCAAGAGGUUCUGGUUUUGGUAGAUGGGAUUCUCCUCGUGUUCCUCUUGCACAGGAUGAAACAUUUGACCUGUCAGAUAUUGAAAGCGCACCAAGCGAGGAGUCUCUACAUCAUGCAAUGCAAACUAGCGUUGUGGGAGAGAGCGCUGUGACACAGUUUGAUCGAUACGUCAUGGCGAGGAAACAGUCCGAGAAGGAUAUGCUAGCAGAUAUCCGUGAAAACGGUGAUGAAGAAGAUGGGGAACCACACCAACCAAAGAGUAUGGCUGAUCUCCUAAACGAAAAUGAACAACUAAAGAUUAGAAACAUGGAACUGGAACUACUCGUGGCCCAGAAAGGAGAUUUGUCAGACGAUGAACUGCAGCUAUUGAAACAGAAGAUUCAGCAGCUUAGAGAAGCAGAAGAGCAAAUGGAGAAGCUUCACGACUCGAAUACCGCGCUCAAAGAUAGAAUCAACCAGCUACAAGAGGAGAAUCUGCCAUCAGGGGCUACCACGUCAAGAAGUGCGCGAGACAACUGGUCUGAGAUGGAUCCUAGUGAAGGAAGGACAAGACUGUUACUCGUACAAGACUGGGGUCUAGGCGAGUCUGAUCUUGACAGUCUGUUCUCUGCACGUGAAGGAGCUGUGUCUCCAGCUGAAAGCAUCGAAACUAGUGCAUUACGACGACUAAUAGAUGAAUAUACCAAGUCUGACCAUGCAACCCAGGCAGGACCAGCAGCAGGGGUCAGCCAGGAAAUCCAAACCACAGAAGAUCUGGUAAAACUGAUUGACUUGUCAUACGAUGGAACCAUACCAGACCACAUAGCCAAGGAGCUUGAGAAAUUAAAAGCAGAAAAUAAAGAAUUGUACCAGGAGCUGCUGGAGUUGAGAAAACUGAAGCUGGAGAACUCUACAGCAGGAUACCGAGGGUCACGUGACAAAAGACAAGAGGAACCAAUCAGAGCUAGUGUACAGUCAACUGCUGAAACCAAGAAUGACUGGCUUACAAAGUUAGACUCAGGUGAUGGUCGGUCCAGUACACGCCGUGAUGAUCGAAAUAAACCCAAGGUUCCAGUGAAGAAUUUCGAUGAGCUGUUUACCAAGCCUGCUCCAAAACCACAGGGUCCCAAGAGACAGUAUUCCAAUAAAAGGAAGGUAAAGGAACCCGAGGUCCUGUCGUCGAGAUCUCCUCGGGACACCAAGACUGCCGUACAGAGAGGGUUAAGGAGUCUUGACGUCAUGGAUGGUCAACAGGAUGUACGUCAAAGAGCCGAUACUGAUGAUAUCCUUGACUUUGAAUUCGGAGAUGAUUUUCCUCCAGAUUUUGCUCCGCCGCCGGUUCCAUCAGUACCUCCCCCGGAUCUUCCAGAUAACGAGCAAGAUGACAUGGAGUUAGGAACAGAAAAUAUACUUGGAAGUUCCCCUCCGCGUGACUCAAGAGCCUUGCGGGCUGCUUCACGUCAGAAGAACUAUCCCGCGGAAAGAGAAACUGUGAGUGAGCCGGCUAUACAAGCUGAUGAAGAGUCUGGUGUAGAGGGAGAACCUAUACCCGAGAGAACCAAGAUCCCUCCACCCUUACGUACCAACCAGACAAGCCCCCUCCAUAGAGGGACGUCCAGACCACCAGCUACACCCAAAGCUGCUCCUCCACCUACACUACCCAAACCCAAGAUGUCAGGAAGAAGGGUACCAGGUACCCCAAAACAUGGGUUACUCUCCACACCUUUGACUAGAUCACGUGAAUCUCUUACCGAUGAGGAAGCACUUGGCCUGACCCCACGUGGGUAUGUACGUGCUACUGCAUCUGCUAUUAACCAGGGUGAGCUGGAUGCACUGGGAGAAAAGAUUAACUUCCUGGAAAAACAGCUGAAGAACAAAGAAAACGUGAUACGCUCCAUGAAGACUGAAGCAACUGAGCUAGAAAAACAAGCUUUGCUUGAACGCAGAGAACGAGAAAUCAAGAUCUUGGAGGAGGAUGUAUCUUUUCUGAAACAAGAGAAUCAUAAAAAGGAAAAGGAGCUUCUUACUAAGAUUGGAGAGUUGAACAGGAAAAGUUAUGAGGCGGAUCAAUGGAAAGCUGAAGCAAAUAACGCAGAGAAACAGCGAAAACGAAUCGAAGCGUCUUAUUUGAACCUGCAGGCUCAAACGCGUACCUUACAAGGUUCUGACUCGAAGCUCUCUGGAUUACAGUCCAAGUACUCGACGCUGGAAAGAGAAAACAAGCAAUUGAUGGACAAGGUUAAAAACUUGGAAAAGACAGAAAAGGAGUUUAAACAGCUUGAGUACAACAUUUCCGUGUUACAGAAUCAUCUACAGGACAUGGAGAGUGUGGAGAAAGAGCGUGACGACCUGUUGAGGAAACUAAAGAUCGUAGAGGACCAACGGGAUGAUCUGCUGAAGAAAGGACGAAUGGUGGAAUCAGAAAGAAAUGACUUUUUGAGAAAUAACAAGAUAAUGGAAAUGCAGAGAGAUGAACUGGAGCAGAGAUAUGCUAUGGCGCAUAAGAACCAGAUGGAACUGAAAGCUGCGGCUGAUGAGAUGGAAGACAAAAUCCAGGACGCUAAUAACAAGACCUUAGAUGCGCAACACGAACGCAACUUUGUGCAAGCAAAGUACAACAAACUAGAAGAUGAGAAAAACGAACUGGAAAAACGGGUAGCAGGCAUUAUACAGGAAAGAAAUUCACUCGAGACUCGUUUGGCUGAGCUUGAGGAUCGUAGCAGAGAGUAUGUCAAGUUAGAAGAUGGAUUCCAUACUCUUAGAUUAAAGGCUGCUGAAGUGACUCGUCAAAGGGAUGACUUCGAGAUGCAGAUCCCAACCCUCAAGGCCAAAGUGGCUCUUCUCAAAAAAGCAUGUAAGGAAAAGGACGAGUUUAUUGAUAAACUGAAUGACGAGAUACGUGAACUACGACACGCCAUUGCUACAUCAACAUUAGAUGACCUGUCCAAGAUACGAAGCUAUGGAUACAGCCCUGAAAACUUUGUGAAAUAUUCUAGUCAGCGAGAUGGGAACAAAAAAGACAACACCAACGGCCUUAGGGAUGCUGUGGAUUCAAAGCCUCAUUCGAAUGGUCAAAGAAGUCCUAAAUCAAAGUCGAAAAACCCUCCUCCCAAGUUAUUUGUAGCCAUCUUUGAUUACGACCCACAUAAAGCUAGUGUUUCUGGGUGCCCCGAGUCAGAACUAACCCUAAAGGAAGGCGAGGAACUGAUGGUGUAUGGGGACAUGGACUCUAAUGGCUGCUAUGAAGCCGAGUUGAACGGCGUGAGGGGACUGGUACCUGGACUAUACGUUGAAGAAGUAGAGGAUGGUCCUGGUCAAACCUUGGUCAAUGGAACUAAUGAAAAAGAAAAAGAAAGAAUUGCUAAAGGACGGCUGACUAAUGGCCACUGUGAGCCUGAUGCUAUUUCUAGUGGUCGCAGUAGUAUGUCACCACGAUCAUCAUGUCCAGAUACUGAGCUACAAAGACAAUGUUACGUAGCUUUAUACGACUAUAACCCUUACCAGUCCUGUACAACUGGUAGACCUGAAGUAGAGCUACCCUUCAAGAAGGGUGAUAUAAUGACCGUGAUAGGAGAUAUGGAUAUCAGUGGAUACUAUAAGGCAGAGAUGGAUGGUCAAAUUGGACUGGUCCCGUCUAACUUUGUAGAAGAUGUCACUUCUUCAUCUUUUCUUCAACCCACGAGUAGUACUGCCCCAGAACAAAUUCUUGGGAUGUUAGAUAACAUAAAGGUUCCUUCACCGCAAAGAACAGGAACGUCACUACCUAUGUCAGUUUUACCCAACACUGAACCAAGGUUCUCAAGCCAACCCACAAUAACCAGUAUAGCACCUUCAGGUCACUUGGUUCAACCGGUUCCCAUGGUGUCCAUGGUAUCACCAAGAAGAGAGCAGCUGAUUCAACCGAUAUUUACACCCUAUAUGUCACCUGCAGAAGUACACAAGCUAGCUGCACCAAUCAGCAACACUUCUCCUAGCAAACCACGUGCAUCACAGCGAUCACCAAGGCAACAGUCAUCACCUAGGUCACGUGGGAUCACCUCACAGCUCUCACCUUCCAAACACCCUAUAUCAUCACAACCUUUGACAUCACCACCUCAAAUAACCUCACAAGUACAACGUAGUUCAGUACAACCUGUCAAUAAACCCAAACCCCGUCAAUCAAAGGCUCUGGUGACUAGUCCCCAGUCUGUUGGUCAUCGAGGUCCUCCAGGUCCUCCUUCAAGUCUUCGUGUUAUACGACCUGUCAACCAUGACGCUAUUUUGCUGGGCUGGAGUCUUCCUGAUAUGGAUGAGUUUGGUAGAAGUAACGGGGUGGCUGUCAAGGGUUACAAGAUAUACGAAAAUGGCGACUACAAGUUGGAUGUCCGGAGUCAAUUUAUGACCAAAGCGUUGGUAGACGACCUUGAUCUUCGGUAUCCCAUACGGUUUACAAUCCGUACUAUAGGAUCUGAUGGUUCUCAUUCUAGUGACGUAUCUACGACCUUUACUGAUACUAUCAAUAACACUAGGAUGCCUGUUUCCAAGGCCAUUGAGGAUACUGUGGGUAACAACAAACAAAUGCGCAUUUUCGUGGCCCUCUACGAUUAUGACCCCUUGAAAAGUUCUCCAAACUCCAAUCCUCAGUAUGAACUGAAGUUUAAUGAAGGAGAUAUACUGCGAGUAGAAGAUACUUCCAGAAAAGAUGGAUUCUAUUUUGGUUCUUUGAAUGAUAAAAAAGGUCUUAUUCCAUCGAACUUUGUAGAAGAAGUUGCGGUUGCCAACGCCCUGGGUCCACCAUCGCCUACACGCAAGGGUGGUUCUCAAGCCAUCAACGAUGGCAACAUAAAUGGAACAUCAUCACCCAAUCCUACUCCUCGACACAGAAAGAAAAUGAUAGCAUUAUACGACUACAACCCAAACGAGCAGUCUCCUCUAGAUAACCCUCAUAAUCAACUCUCUUUUCGAAAAGGACAACAAAUAACGAUAACUGGUACCAUGAAUAAAGACGGGUAUUACAACGCGGAAAUUAAUGGCCGUAAAGGACUGGUACCUGCAAGUUUUCUUGAAAGUACUGAUGAUAUCUCGCCUGGCGCCAACAAGAAAUUCAGAAGUUGACACACCCUUAACUGGAGCUGUAGCUAUUGCAAUGUUGAAAAAGCCAUUUAAACUUAUUUAUUCCUAUUUUUAAUUUAUUAAAAUCAAAUUAUUUAAUGCUGUACUUUUUAGCUGCAGUCCGCUACAGAUUUGGUAUACGAAACAACCAAGAUGCAAUAUAUUACAAGGUUAAAGACAUUGUAUAGUGUAUAUAUAGAAGAGAGAUAUUAUUAGAGUCUAUUACUAUAUAUAGAUUAAUAUGUUACUUGUUAUUUUAAUUUUCUUUGACACAGGCAGCCCAGUGUAUUUUAAUGCAAGUCGUAUAGACUUGAUGUAGUAUUUCCAGGUUUUGAGUUAGAUUUACUUCUCAUUUUAUCUUUUUUGUUACGGUGUUUUUUAUUGAAUUAUUUA
Messenger RNA from Actinia tenebrosa (Australian red waratah sea anemone), 16562 nucleotides. RefSeq lists its product as uncharacterized. The record is from RefSeq and is a predicted model, not a curated record. Gene Ontology annotation, molecular function: microtubule binding; kinase binding. NCBI's taxonomy places the organism in Eukaryota, Metazoa, Cnidaria, Anthozoa, Actiniaria, Actiniidae. Gene Ontology annotation, biological process: neuromuscular synaptic transmission.